Mercurialis annua (annual mercury) is the source of this 471-nucleotide messenger RNA. RefSeq lists its product as uncharacterized. Bases 1 to 471 code for a protein of 156 amino acids. Lineage: Eukaryota; Viridiplantae; Streptophyta; Magnoliopsida; Malpighiales; Euphorbiaceae. The record is from RefSeq and is a predicted model, not a curated record. The transcript has a single exon.
AUGGUGAAGGUCCCGCAGCUUGAGGUAGAUGGAACGAUGAAAGACUGGACUUCAAGGUGGUUGGCUUCGUCGGGGGAUGAUGAUAAGAGUUUGAUUGCCCUUAUCUGUUGGAAUUUGUGGCAGAACAUGAACAAUGUGGUUUGGGAGAAAAAGCUGGGUACUGUAGAUAGUAUUUUGUUUGGAACCAAUUUGCAAUUAUCAGUUUGGAAAAUAGCUCAUUCUCCGGUGGCCCAGAUGCGUCAGGUUGGUCAGCUGGAUGGUGAUGGUAGAAUCAGAUGGGCUCCUCCGAGAAAUGGUUGGUUAAAAGCUAAUGUAGAUGCAGCAAUUUUUCCCGGAGGGGAUGGGUAUUGCAUUGGCAUUAUUGUGAGGGAUGAGAUGGGCUCAAUAGUUCAGGCAAGAAAUGUCAGGUUUCAUGGUAAUAUUUCGCCUCGAUUGGCGGAGGCAAUAGGCAUCAGACGAGUGUUGAGUUAG